UGUCAUGUGGAUCUGAGUGGCUGUCUAAGGCUCUGGAGGGCACCCAGCUUCCCUGCGGGGUGCCGAGCCCGGCUCUGUCCCCAGCAGCUGGGGACCUCAGGUGUCCUCUCCGGUGUCUGGGUGGAGGACAGCCAGGCCAUGAGGAUCUGUGGGCACCUGUUCCCAGGACAGGAGUUCACCAAUUAGAGGAGGCCAAGGUGGCCUCCCAGGAAGCAGUUCAAACAGAGGAAGCAGCGUCACCCAGAGAUGCUUCAGCAGGGCAGUGGUGGAAAAUGAGGCUGGCCAGGCAGGUGGGUACCCAAUAAUGCUGAGCCUUUGUGUCAGUUAGGAUGCUUUGACUGUAAGUAACCAGCCAAAGUGUGCAAAGGCAUACAAUGUCUUAUGAUGUUAUUAACAGAGCCAGAGGGCUGCCAGGGAUGGCUAAUUUAGCAGCUCAACGUUAGGAUCAAGAACAAUUUCUUCCUUAGGCUUGCCUCCUCAAGGUCACAAGAGGGCUGCCACAGCACUGGACAACAUACCCUCGUAUAUCCAAAAACAGCGUUGGGGUAUUUUUCAUGGAAGUCUCUUCCUCCCAGCUUACCUCAUCUAGGAUUGAGCCCAGGGUAAUGCCUUCGCUGUGGAAGGACUGGAGCAGCCAACAUUGGGCACCUUCUCUCAUGGAAGGUUGCCUGCACCAGCAGGGAGGAAGGGAGAGGAGGGUCCCUGGGAAUGGCCAUGCCCAGCUACUCAUGGGCUUCUUCUGGACUGGGUGUAUCAUCACACCCACCUCACAGACAGGACACUGAGGCCCGGAGAGGCCUGCUCACAGCUGACAGUGUGAGCAGCAGGAAGGGAGGCCAGGCUUCUGCUGGAGCAUCCCCUUCCCCCGGGGCAGGGGCUCUGUCCACCGCAGAGAGGCCUUCCCUCGUGGGUCAGGGCACCCAGUGCCCCAGGCUGCCCACAGACAGACCAGGGGAAAACGGACCUCCGUCUUGUCCAGCUGUGGCUCAUGGCAGAGCUGAACCCCUGAGCCCUGUCCCUUUGGAGUUCUUGGCCAUGUGGCCAGGCACCGUCACCAUGUCAUCCCCAUGGGACCUGUUAACACCCACAGGAUUCUCUGAGGGUUCUUCAUAGGGAAGAAGACCGAGGUCCAGAGCAGUGAUAUGGUCCAUCCAGGGACUCCACAGGGUGCUUCCAGCCACACACAAUCCUUCAUGGCCAUGUCCCCAAAGGGCGAGCAGCAGGCGUUUCUAAGUACACACAUCGACCCAGAACCGCUACGGAUGUGCCAAGAACAUGCGUUUUCUUCAGUCCCGGGUGAUUCUGAAGACCAGAGCUAGCCUGACACAGAGAGGGAAAGUGACUUACCGAAGGUCACACAGUCGGCUGGAGCUGAGAUCAGAGCUGAGAACUAGAUGGCCCCAGCUUUGUGACAGCCAGACCACGGGGAACAAGCCCAGGGGCAGUUCUGCUUGUGGAGCUGACGCCAUGGAGCCUCCAGAGCCUCUCUUGGGCCAGUCAGGUUCCUACGGGAAGAAAGGUGGCUGGUUCUCAGAUCUUGUAGACCCUCAUGACCACCAUGUUGAAAUCCAGAUCCCCAGUCCAGCAGAGGAGCAGCCAUAAUAGCCAGGAGACCAGCCUGUGGUCCUCAGGCUUUGGGAUGAAGCUGGAGGCUGUCACCCCAUUUCUAGGGAAGUAUCGUCCUUUUGUGGGUCGCUGCUGCCAGACCUGCACCCCCAAGAGCUGGGAGUCCCUCUUCCACAGAAGCAUAAUGGAUUUGGGCUUCUGCAACGUGAUCCUAGUGAAGGAGGAGAACACCAGGUUUCGAGGCUGGCUGGUUCGCAGGCUGUGCUAUUUCCUGUGGUCCCUAGAGCAGCACAUCCCCCCCUGCCAGGAUGCCUCACAGAAGAUCAUGGAAAGCAGUGGGGUACAGAACCUCCUCUCAGGGAGGGCACCAGGAGGGGCCGGGGAAGGCCAGACGCCAGACCUUGUGGAGAAGGAGGUUCAGCGCAUCCUGGGCCAUAUCCAGGCUCCACCCCGCCCCUUCCUACUCAGGCUGUUCAGCUGGGUGCUGCUGCGGGUCCUGAACUGCCUCUUCCUGAACAUCCAGCUCCACAAGGGCCAGAUGAAGAUGGUCCAUAAGGCCGCCCAGGCGGGGUCUCCGCUGGUCUUCCUCUCUACUCACAAGUCGAUCCUGGAUGGAAUAUUGCUGCCUUUUGUGCUGCUCUCCCAGGGCCUGGGUGUGCUUCGUGUGGCUUGGGACUCCCGUGCCUGCUCUCCUGCUCUCAGAGCCCUGCUGAGGAAUAUUGGGGGGCUUUUCUUGCCCCCAGAGGCCGACCUCUCUCUAGACAGUUCCAAAGGGAUCCUUGCAAGGGCUGUGGUCCAUGCGGUCAUGGAGCAACUGCUGGUCAGUGGGCAGCCCCUGCUCAUCUUCCUGGAGGAGCCUCCUGGAGCUCCAGGGCCACGGCUGUCAGCCCUAGGCCAGGCCUGGCUAGGAACAGUGGUGCAGGCGGUCCAUGUGGGUACUGUCCCAGAUGCUAUGCUGGUGCCAGUGGCCAUUACCUACGACCUGGUUCCAGAUAUAUCCUGUGACAUGCAUCAAGCCUCCAGCCCCCUGGGGCUGUGGAGGGGAGCUCUGGCUGUCCUGCAGAGACUGCGCAGCUCCUGGGGCUGCCUCCACAGGGUCUGUGUCCGGGUGCACCUUGCCCAGCCCUUCUCCCUGCAGGAGUACACCAUCAAUGCCAGGAGCUGUUGGAGCGGCAGGCAGACCCUGGAGCACCUGCUGCAGCCCGUCGUGCUGGGCCAGUGCACUGUUGUCCCAGACACAGAGAAGGAACAGGAGUGGACCCCAACAACUGGGCCCCUCCUGGCCUUCAAGGAAGAGGACCAGCUCCUGGUCAGGCGACUGAGCCGGCAUGUCCUGCAUGCCAGCGUGGCCAGCUCGGCAGUGAUGAGCACAGCCAUCAUGGCGACACUGCUGCUGUUCAAGCACCAGAAGGGUGUGGUCCUGUCACAACUGCUGGGGGAGUUCUCCUGGCUGACAGAGGAGACGCUGCUGCGUGGCUUUGACGUAGGCUUCUCAGGGCAGCUGCGGUGCUUGGUGCAACACACGCUGAGCCUGCUGCGGGCACACGUGAUCCUGUUGCGCAUCCACCGUGGGGACUUGGUGGUGGUGCCACGGCCUGGUCCAGGCCUCACACACCUGGCACGCCUGAGUGCAGAGCUACUGCCUGCCUUCCUGAGCGAGGCUGUGGGUGCCUGUGCUGUGCGUGGGCUGCUGGCAGGCAGAGUGCCACCCGAGGGGCCCUGGGAACUUCAGGGCAUAGAGCUGCUAAGCCAGAGUGAACUCCACCGCCAGAUCCUGCUGCUGCUGCACCUGUUGCCACAGGACCUGUUGCUGCUGCAGCCCUGCCAGUCUUCCUACUGUUACUGUCAGGAAGUGCUGGACCGGCUCAUUCAGUGUGGGCUCCUGGUCGCUGAGGAGACCCCAGGCUCUCGGCCAGCCUGUGACAUGGGGCGUCAGCGUUUGAGUGCAAAGCUGCUGUGGAAACCGAGUGGGGACUUUACUGACAGUGACAGUGAUGACUUUGAGGAGGCAGAGGGCCGCUCAGCCAGCAGUCACGCUGCCCCGACUUCUUCCUUUUCCUCUGCCGCCUGCUCAGUCCACUGCUCAAGGCCUUUGCACAGGCUGCCGCCUUCCUCCGCCAGGGACAACUGCCAGAUACUGAGGCAGGCUAUACAGAGCAGUUGUUCCAGUUCUUUCAGGCCACGGCCCAGGAAGAGGGAAUCUUUGAGUAUGUGGACCCAAACCUCGCCAUCAGUGCUGUCUGGACCUUCAGAGACCUGGGGGUGCUGCAGCAGACGCCCAGCCCUGCAGGCCCCCAGCUUCACCUGUCCCUUACAUUUGCCAGCCGGGACAAUCAGGACAAGUUGGAGCAAUUCAUCCGACAAUUCAUCUGCAGUUAGAGCCAUAAGGCAGAGCCCGAUCUCAAAAUGCCUCAACCCAGCUGUGUCCUCGAGACAGAAGACAGGAGGCUGCAGACCCCUGGCUGGACUAAGAAAAACUGUGGUUUGACAGUGUCUUGGGUUCUCUAUCAUUUGGUGUAAUAAACAAGGGGAAUGGACGAGUCCUCAUUCUCCAAAUCCCAGAGUA
Molecule: messenger RNA, 4132 nt
Organism: Marmota monax (woodchuck)
Lineage: Eukaryota; Metazoa; Chordata; Mammalia; Rodentia; Sciuridae
Gene: Gpat2
Product: glycerol-3-phosphate acyltransferase 2, mitochondrial
Exons: 23
Coding region: 1550-4054 (834 amino acids)
Cellular component (GO): mitochondrial membrane
Source: RefSeq, a predicted model, not a curated record